AUGUGGCGUCAAAGAGCUAAAACUCACUGGAUGCAGGAGGGGGAUAAGAAUACAAAAUAUUUUCAUGCUAAAGCCUCGUCGAGAAGAAAAGUGAAUACUAUAUCGGGUCUUCAGGACCGGGCUGGUGUUUGGCGUGAAAAGGAUGAUGAUAUGGAGACCAUAGUUUUGGAAUACUUUAGAGAUAUUUUCACAUCUAGUAACCCAUCAGAUGAUGAGCUAAAUGAAGUGCUAGAGUCUGUUGAGUCGAGAGUUGGUCCGGAAAUUAAUUACGAGUUAACUAGGGAUUAUACGGCAGAGGAGAUUAACAGAGCUCUAGAAGGUAUGCACCCAUUAAAAUCCCCAAGCCCUGAUGGAUUUCCCGUUAUCUUCUAUCAAAGAUUCUGGAGAAUUAUAGGGAAUGACGUAACCAAAUGGGUUUUGAGGCUGCUGAACCAUAAAGAAUUUCCUUCAACGGGUAAUUUCAAGCAGAUUGUUCUUAUUCCCAAGUGUUCUAAACCAGAAACUAUGGCUCAUUUCCGCCCGAUUAGCCUAUGCAAUGUCGUGUACAAAAUUGCAUCUAAGGUAAUUCUCAAUCGAUUGAAACCUUUCAUGCACCGAAUAAUCUCAGAUUCUCAAUCUGCUUUCGUCCCAUCGCGGCUAAUCACAGACAAUAUCCUUAUAGCCUACGAAGUCACGCACUAUAUGAAGCGUAGCAAGGGAGAACAUAUGGCGAUAAAAAUUGACAUGAGUAAGGCCUACGACCGCAUAGAAUGGAAAUUGCUACAAAAGGUAAUGCUAAAGUUGGGGCUUGAUGUUCGCGUAGUCGAGCUUAUCAUGAAGCGUGUGUCCACAGUGACUUACUCAUAUGUUCUUAAUGGUGGCGCCUUUGGCUCUCUUAUACCGGGUAGGGGGUUACGAGCAAGUACUCAAUCAGCUAAGAGCGCCAAACGGGUUCUCAAGAUUUAUGAAGUAGCGUCGGGGCAAGUUGUUCAUUUUCAGAAAUCGAGUAUUGCCUUUAGCAAAAGUACACGGAGACAGGUGGUAGAGAUGGUCAGUGUUAUUCUUCCCAUGGAGAUAGUGGAGAAACAUGGUAAAUACCUCGGUUUACCAUCUAUUAUUGGCAAAUCCAAGCGAGAGGAAGUGGAUAGCCAUAUGGCUAAAUAUUGGUGGGAGGAUUCUAAAGGAAAAGGAGUCCACUGGAUUAAAUGGAAGACUAUGUGCGAUAGUAAAGACACAGGCGGUCUGGGGUUUAGAGAUUUAGAAUUAUUCAACGAGGCACUUCUAGAGAAACAAUUAUGGAGAGGAGAUUUUCCGUGGGAUUUAUCCGUUAAUGAGCUCAUUGAUGAAGAUACCGAGCAGUGGAAUGCAACACUUAUUCGUGAAGUUUUUUUCGAAGAAGAUAGCGAAUCCAUCCUCUCUAUUCCCCUUGGCAGUAAUUCUAAUGAGGAUCGUUAUAUCUGGAACUACAACUGGAAUGGGGUCUUUUCAGUCCGCAGUGCCUACCAUCUUGCACCAAGAAUUAAGGCUGACAUCGAUGGGGGAGUAGGUAAUAGUUCAAAUACCCAACGACAUGGAGAGUGGAAAUGGAUAUGGAGGUUACAUCUUCCGAAUAAGGUAUGGGCUCUUUCUCAGGUCCUAUUCUCGGUCUACCAUACGGCGAUAUCCGAAUUCCUUAACUGGAACAAAUGUAUGUUCGAGGGGAAUGUUCCUGACCCGGGGACAAUUAUAUUCUUCAUGAACAAAAUGUGGAAUGAUCUCCAAACGGCCACAACCGAAUUAUUGUCUCCAAAUAUUAGGAGAAUUAGGAAGGAAGUUCGUUGGCAACCCCGAGAGGCAGAUUUUGUGAAGCUGAAUUUUGACGCCUCUGUCAAUGCCGUCGAUGGAGUGUGCGGUCUUGGAGUGAUAGCUCAGUCGGAGUCCGGAGAGUGUAUUGGUUGGCAUACAAAAUGCAUUACACAACAUCUUGAACCAACCGCAGUAGAAUCUAAAGCAGCUUUAAUGGCGAUUGAACUGGCUCAAGAUAACAAUUGGCAGAGGAUUGUACUUGAAGGGGACUCGAGUGUUGUCAUCGCUACUGUCGGAGAAUCAAAUUGCAACGCAGACUCCAACACGAUUGUUAACGAUAUUAUCUGA
Molecule: messenger RNA, 2112 nt
Organism: Erythranthe guttata (spotted monkey flower)
Lineage: Eukaryota; Viridiplantae; Streptophyta; Magnoliopsida; Lamiales; Phrymaceae
Source: RefSeq, a predicted model, not a curated record